Coccinella septempunctata (seven-spotted ladybird) is the source of this 1054-nucleotide messenger RNA. RefSeq lists its product as uncharacterized. Lineage: Eukaryota; Metazoa; Arthropoda; Insecta; Coleoptera; Coccinellidae. The transcript has 3 exons. The record is from RefSeq and is a predicted model, not a curated record. Bases 287 to 730 code for a protein of 147 amino acids.
GAAUAGAAUUGUUUAUAAUACGGAGGUGAAGAAUCCAAUUCGCUUUUACUUUUCUAUUUCAAGGAUAUUCAUUCAAUAAUAUUUUUGUUGUGGAUUACUACCUAGAUUGUGUCGAAAUUUACUAUGUUUACUCAUUGGAAAAAUAUAAAAUUUUAUUAGUUUGCAUCUCCCAGGAAUCUGUUCGACCUAAUAACCUCAAAUGACUUAAUUCACUUUUACUAUUUUUUCGCGUUAACCUAGUGUGGAAACUUAUCUCGAUCUGAAUAAUAUAUAUGUGAACAUCAGUAUGUUAUCAACGAUAAGAGGACUUUCAUUAUUCCUGAUAAUUUUCGUUAUAAAACCAGGAGAUUGCCUUUAUUGCUAUGAAUGUUCCUCUGAAAUUGAAUUUGGAAGUCAUGACGCUUGCAGUACAGGAAAGACUUGGUAUUUACGAAGAGUACAAUGUAGGACACCCUCAGUAUGUGCGACAUAUUCAUUCACCACAUUGAACCAAGACAGACCUACCAUCACUUCAGUUGCUAGAGGGUGCCAAGCGAUACAAUAUGGUUCAACAUGUGAAGAUAUUUUCAAUGAUUUACGUGGUAGGGGGUCCUUCCACCAUGGUCAUCACAAAUGUUCAACAUGUAGUGCUGACUUUUGUAAUUCAUCUGAAUCUAUAAAUCUUUCUUCUCAGAUAUUCUUUAUCAGUAUUUUUUUGGCCGGUAGCUACAACUAUUUAGCUUGUCGAUAACAGAAAACACUUAUAAGUAUCGAGGAUUUAAUCCUGAGCUUACUCUUUUCGAGUAUCAACAAAAUUGUAUCUAUGAAUGGAAUUUGUAUAGACUUUUUAUUUAUAAUAUUCCAACCUUGAAACAGUUUUUUGAACAAUUGUUUUAAUUUAAAAAUUAUGUUGUGGAUAGUUUUCCGGAUAAUUAUCAAUUUUCUUCAGGGAAAUUAGUUAUUUUAAAGUAUAUUCUACAAUAAUAUUUAUUACUUUGUGACCUUGUGACACCAUAAUGUGUUCAAAUGGACAACGAUUUCUGAUAGAGAACAUCAAUAAAUACGUCCAAAUUUC